UCAUUCAUUUGUUUUGUUUACUGAUACGGGCGAAAUUUUAUUUUAACUAAAAUUAACAAAACAAUACGGUAAAAUACUUGACUACACACAGUAAUUUUGAGGUUAUAUUGAAGAGCUCCGUUUCCCACCGUAACGAUCAAUUCUACAUCAUGGUCUGCGAUAAAUGUGAGAAGAAGCUCGGGAAGGUGAUAACGCCAGACCCGUGGAAAGCCGGAGCCAGGAACACGACAGAAGGCGGUGGGCGGAAAAUAGGCGAGAAUAAAGCUUUGACGGCCAAAAAGGCGCGAUUCAAUCCUUACACAAAUAAGUUCCAGGAGUGUAGAAUCUGCCGCACGAAGGUACACCAAGUUGGCUCGCAUUAUUGCCAGGCGUGUGCGUACAAGAAGGGCAUUUGUGCGAUGUGCGGGAAGAAGAUUUUGGACACUAAAAACUAUAGGCAGAGCUCCACAUGAAUUGUGCUAUUUUAGGUAAUAUAAGUUAGUUAAGUAAAACUAAAAUAAUGGAUAUUUAUAAGGCUGAACAUUUUUGGUUUGUAUAAAAGUAUGUUAUUGGGUCACUUGAAUAAUAAAUCAAUGAUUUUGUAAAAUACCCACCAGUAAAACUUGAUGUACAAAAAUAAAUUAAAACAUACCUCAAACAGCUCCAAAA
Messenger RNA from Plutella xylostella (diamondback moth), 648 nucleotides. Its product is annotated as cysteine-rich PDZ-binding protein. The record is from RefSeq and is a predicted model, not a curated record. Gene Ontology annotation, molecular function: microtubule binding; PDZ domain binding. Lineage: Eukaryota; Metazoa; Arthropoda; Insecta; Lepidoptera; Plutellidae. Gene Ontology annotation, cellular component: dendrite. Gene Ontology annotation, biological process: cytoplasmic microtubule organization.